GUCGCCGAUAGAUCGGCCACUGCCAGAGCUCUUGCCAUUGGUCUCGUGACUUGUGAUUUCCAAACUUAUUAGAGCACACGGUAGUUUACCUUAUUUUUCCCACUCCGUCAACUUUCAUUCUUUCUAUUAUUUGCCGCUGGUCAACAAUAAGCUUCAGAGUGUACAAACAUAAAUGAAUAGAAAAGAUAAAAGUGAAUAAAUAAAUGGAGAUUGAAACUCCAUGAACUGUGUUCUUAGUUAUAAAGAUUCCGAGUGUUUUGUCAUAUAUUCGUUAUUAAUUGCUGUAGUUUUGGUGUGAGUUUCUGACUGUAUAGUUCAAUCAACUUUAAACCGAAGUGAAAUUGUGUGAGCUGGAUAACAACUUCUUAGUAAAAUUCUAUAAAAAUGACGGUGGGCAAUACUCAAAAUGAGGCGUCCCAGGGGCAAUAUAAAGUCGAUGACUAUAUGCGAAUACCUGUUGAAAAAACUCGAUGGGAAGCCAUAAGAGAUGUUUUCUACAAUCCUAAUGAGCACACGGUUUUAGGAAGAACCAAUAAACAAUGGGGUAUAACGGGGCUCUUCUAUCUCGUUUUCUUCAGCUGCCUUGCUGUUUUUUGCGCUAUGUGCUAUCACGGGUUCAUGGCGACUCUGAGUUACGAGAGGCCCCGAUGGACUCUUGACAGUAGCUUAAUAGGAACGAAUCCAGGCCUGGGAUUUCGACCCUUACCUAGAAUCCCCGAAGCGAGAUCUCUAAUAUGGUACAACGCAACAAACGCAACGCAAGUUGACGAUUGGGUCUCAAAUAUUGAUGAAUUUUUGACACAUUACAGGGAUUCAUCCAAGUUACCGAACGGUGGAAGAAAUCAACAGGUAUGCAGCUACGAACAUCAGAAUGUUGAGCCUGGAAAUGUUUGUGCAGUAGAGGUUCAUCAAUUUGGUCCUUGCUCACCAAAAACAAAAUACGGUUUUCAUAAUUCAUCUCCUUGUGUGUUCAUCAAGCUCAAUAGGAUAUUUGGAUGGAUCCCCGACUAUUACAAUAACCCAAAUCAACUUCCGGAAGAGAUGCCCCAAGAUCUGAUCGCCAGAAUAAAAACGUACAACAGCACGUGGCUUAAUACGAUUUGGAUUUCUUGCAAAGGAGCGGAUCCAUUCGAUCGUGAGAAUAUCGGCCCGAUAAAAUAUUUUCCCGAAUUUUUUCCCCAAGGACUACCCGGAUUUUACUAUCCCUAUGAGAACAUUCCAGGGUACUUGAGCCCUCUCCUGGCUGUUCAGUUUGAGAGACCUAAAACACAUGUGAUAAUCGCAGUGGAAUGUCGAGCUUGGGCCAAGAACAUUCAAUAUGAUCCUUAUUUAAAAUUGGGAAUGGUCCAUUUCGAAUUGUUGAUAGAUUAAAUAGUGUCAACCUAAAAGAUUUAUUGUUUUAUUGAACACAACUAUUUGUUAUGCGUUGAACGAUCAAAGUUUAUCUUCUCUUUUAUUCAUUUUGAAUGUGAAGAAGACAAACGUAGGAGGGCGCAACGUAUCGAGAAUAUGAUUCUUGACUAUCGCGAAAUUUUCUUUCACUUUUCAAAAUCCGAGUAUCUCGUGAUCGAUUCGUAUCUCAGUCAACAGAUUCUCCUUGAGAAAAUAAAAAAUCAAUGUUUUGUGAGAAUUUCUGUUCCUUGUAAUUUACAAUGAUUUUUUAGACUAUAUUUCAAUUUUGUGUCUUGUGGAAAUUUACUUUCAGUCAUCGAUGUCGUGAAUACUCGAGUGUUACACCAUAGUCCUAAAGUUUCGUGUGAAAACUGGAUGAAUGGCACUUGAUAGUAUUUUAUCUUAUUUUUGCAAGCUGUAUUAGGCGUUUUCAAAAUCACUAAAUAUAAGGUGUUGCCAACUAAACGAUAAGGAUGGACUAUUCCCACUGCGUCAACAAUCGUAUAUACGUUUAAUUAAGGUAACUACUGUGCUGCAUGCUAGUCAAAUGAGUGCUAAAUUUUCACAACGCUUUUAUACCAAGUUUAACAUACCGAUUAAACGUAUUGUUAGUGGAUUUGUAUUACAGCAUGUCUUAUCACCAUGUAAAAAUAUAAAAAACGAUAAUUUUGCAAAACUAUUAAAUGAUGAAUGCUAAUUUCCACGAUGAUGCAUUUUCACUAUGGUAUUUCUUGGAAAAAAUUAUCUGCAUUUUUUAACCGAUUUUAUUGCAUCAAGUCUCAUUUUGUUCCUUAACUGAUCCUCUACUAAUUCACCAUGCAAUUUUUGUUUAACUUAAUUGUUUCACUGUUGCAGUUAAUUGUUCAUUAAGCGAAAAAACUUUUUAAUCAAUAACUUCUGAAGGAAUGAAUUUUGAAAAAAAUCUACGUGGUGAAUUUGUAGAGGAUCAGUUGAAGAACAAAAUGAGACUUGGUGUAAUAAAAUCGGUUAAAAAAUAUAUAUAAUUUUUUGAAAAAUACCUGUCAUCGGGGAAAUUUGCAUUUAUCAGUUGGAUGGUUUUGCAAAACUAUCAUUUUUAAUACUUCUUUACGUUAAUAAAAUACGCUUUAGUGCAAAUGAGGCAUUCCACGCCGUUUCACCUAACCUGUGACACCGACUAUUUUUUAUUUUCGUCAUUUUUUUUUUUAAAUGGUACCCCAUGAAAGAAAUAUCCACACCAGUUUUGAGAUUUUUCUCUUCUGGGUCGAGCGUUAUAAUUUUCGAAAAAAUGUGAGUUUUGGAAGUUUUGAAAACCUUUAAACCCCGAUAAUUUUUGAACUCAUUGAGAUAUCAACAAAUAUCACAAUAUCAUUUUUUUUUGUUUUAACAAGCACUUUCACUUAAAGAUAUAAAAAAAAAAUGUUAAUAAACAAAGUCAACGUUUUUUUGUUUCUAAAGUACAAAACAUUUUUUUUUAAAGGUGAAUGCCAUUUUUCUUUUUUCCAAAAAGUUCUCUAAAAUAGAGUGAUCCAUUCUACGAUUUUUAAGAAAAGUCUCAUCGUGGGCUUAUUUUUCCUUGUAUGUUUUUUCGAAUUAAUCAUAUUUUUUAUUAGAGAAAUUUCAGUGAUAUAAGCCCGAUGAAUGAUUUUAACGAUAUUAAUAUUUUGAAAUCUUCUUGAAUAGAUCCAAAAUAUAAUAAUAAAUAUAUAUUAAGGGGGCAGCCGGAUUUUUUGGAGUUUCUUCGCGAUUUUUUGCGGUGAGGAAAAAGAACCACAGAAACGUUUUGCAAAUUAAACUCAUUUGGCUAGCAUGCAGUACACAAUAGUUACCUCAACCAUCCGGUGGAUAAUCUAUUGAAAAUGAUGCCCUUGAGACAAUGAUUUUUCCGCUAAAUUGCGAUUUUGGUUGAGCUUAUUUCAUGUGAUGCAACCAAGUUGAAAGGUUUUAUUGUAUAAAAAUUAACGAGAAAACUGGAAAAACAGAAUCCAUUGAAUUAAGGAUCAUAAUGAAAUUGUAGUCUCAAAUUUAGUUAUUCUUUUAGCAAUUCGAAUUCAGAGGCCUCGUUGAUCAUAGAAAUAAAAUUUAUGAUAAAAUUAUUUAUCCAGAAGUUAUUUCCAAUAAAGAGAUUUCGAAGGAAAUUUUAUUUUCUAAAACUGUCAAAAUUGUUUGAAACGAGGAGUUUGUGCGUACAAAUGUCACCUCAGCCGUGAGCACAUAAGCUCCGAAAUUGAUUGUCUAAAUAACAAUCACUCCGACCAGUGAAUCCCAAAGAAGCCCGUAAAUGGUGUAAAAGGUCGUAUCGAACAAUCAAAUCACGCUAAUUUUUUUUUAUCGAUCGAAACAAGUUGAUUUUGAAUUGUAACAAGUUAAAACUAUGUCAAGAUAAGCGUUUCUACGAAAACGAAAAAAAGUCUUAAAAAUAGAUUGAUUAUAUUUACUACUGAAUGUUGUGAAAUAUGUAAUUAGACACAUGAUAUAUGGAAAAUUUAUACGAUAAAAAGAAUUCUAAAAAUUUCGCAGUUAUUUUAAAAUCAUAACCGUUCGUUUCAAUCAUUUUGUACAUUUUCAUUACACAAUACAGUUUAUCUAUUUUAAACAUGAUGGAUACAAUUGACUUAAAUAAAAUAAUCAAGUCAAUGACAUUA
Messenger RNA from Venturia canescens, 4016 nucleotides. Its product is annotated as sodium/potassium-transporting ATPase subunit beta-2-like. Bases 385 to 1371 code for a protein of 328 amino acids. Gene Ontology annotation, biological process: sodium ion export across plasma membrane; intracellular potassium ion homeostasis; potassium ion import across plasma membrane. Gene Ontology annotation, molecular function: ATPase activator activity. The transcript is spliced from 7 exons. The record is from RefSeq and is a predicted model, not a curated record. NCBI's taxonomy places the organism in Eukaryota, Metazoa, Arthropoda, Insecta, Hymenoptera, Ichneumonidae. Gene Ontology annotation, cellular component: sodium:potassium-exchanging ATPase complex.